This is a messenger RNA of Acanthoscelides obtectus, 1799 nucleotides long. Lineage: Eukaryota; Metazoa; Arthropoda; Insecta; Coleoptera; Chrysomelidae. The record is from the annotation of a GenBank genome assembly.
GUACAUUCCUAGCAUUCCUAAUCUCCCGGCGCAUUCUUUGAAUUCCUUCGAUAGUUCCUCCAGAUCUCCAGACAAGUAGGUGGCGCAACCAUCUGACAAAACGUCAACGGUGUAUCCAUUUUUUAACGUUCAGCUUCAGCUCCCAUUUCUUUAGUCUUAUAUGUUUUGUGCUUCCAGGCUUCCACUAGUCCAGUGGCUUUCUGUGAUGUUUUGUGUUUUGGUUGAUGUUGAUAUUCGUUUGUGAAAAUUUCAAUAUUUAGAUAUUUCAAAUGAUCCCCCUAUUUUUUUAUUCGUGUUCAAUUCAUGCCUUCAAUUGAAGUGUGUUGCGGUGUAUGUUCAUUUAUAUAUAGGCGGAUCGGCCGAUACAGAUAAAAACCAUUGGAGAUGAAUUCAGUGAAGAGGGAGCCAGGCAAAAGACGAAUAAAGCCAGUGGAGCAUGCCUGUUUGCUCGACUUUGAUGAGGAAAGCUCCGAUGACAGUGAUUUUCGUAUUGAAGAUCACCCAGAGGCGAGCGAUGACGACGAUGACGACUCAGGAUCUGGCCAAGGGGACACCAGUGACGAUCAAAACGGGUCAAGCGAAGAAGAUAAGCAUAAAGACCAUACAUUGGUUGCAUUCCAGAAUUACGUCUCCAAUCACAAGGCGGCUAUUUUUGCAGAUACCAUCAGACAGAAUACAAAGCCUCAGAACUCGCAGAAGUUCAAGCUGGACGAGAAGAUUGCAGCGGAAAUUUUAAUUUGUGCCGGUUGUUUGGGAGAUCAGAGUGAUGGUGUCAACGAAAUCGUUGAGUGCGACGGCUGCGGGAUAACUGUACAUGAGGCCUGUUACGGAAUCAGCGACACUGCCAGUUUGGAUAGCACCGAUUCGCUCUCCCCUACUACGCCUUGGUUCUGUGAAGCUUGCAAAGCAGGUGUUAAGCAACUAGUAUGUGAGCUGUGUCCAAAUAGCGGUGGAAUAUUCAAAGAAACUGACCUAGGGAAGUGGGUGCAUCUGGUUUGUGCUCUCUACGUACCUGGAGUUGCCUUUGGUGAGGUUGACCAAUUGGCAGCAGUUACAUUAUUCGAGAUGCCAUAUAGCAAGUGGGGUUCCAGAACCUGUUGUCUGUGUAUUGAUGUCAGGUUCGCUAGAACGGGUGUUUGCAUCGGAUGUGACGCCGGUAUGUGUCGUACUUAUUUCCACGUUACUUGCGCUCAACGUGAAGGAUUCCUUUCGGAAGCUCAUACAGAAGAAGUUGAUCAAGCCGAUCCCUUCUACGCGCACUGCAAGCUACAUUCGGAUUCAACAUUGGUGAAGCGCAGGCGCAGGAACUUUCUGGCGCUGACUGCGCGCCAUCAUUUACGUAAACGCCAGUUGGAUGAAGCAUGGGCGGCUGUAGCUGCUGACGGUAUAAUGGCUGAUGGGAGGCAAGUUUCAGAAGAAUUAAGGAGGGUGCGCAGGAAGUUGGAGGAGCAAAAGAGACAUUAUCAAGAACGAAAACAGAUGAGACCACAGCCCUGGGAUUUGGGUUUCUUUCGUAACAUCGAGCAUCUCAACGAGAUUCACACGGUGAGGAUCAUGAAGGACUGGAUCAACGGCAGAAAGCGGUUGGCACACGAACUUAACAGAUGAAUAUUCCUAAUCAAGUGCAGAAAAAAAUGGGAUCACUCCUCCACAUAUCACCCAUCAUCUGAGAUCCAUCAAUCACAUUUUACACAACCAUCUGCAGAAUACGGGCUUAAUUCUUCAAUACAAAGGUUAGGUGCAAGACUUUUGUCACUUGAGAUCUCUUCCUGUAACAAACAGUUGAAAUUACUUCAUUC